UACAGAUCUCAUCGCUGCAACAGGUCCAAAAAUCCAAACCUUAGUAGAAGAAGAAAACCUUCAGCCUGAGCAGCAGGUUACUCCAACUUAGUAUCCAAAUCUCUUGAAAAAAAGUAUGGAACAUCAAGGAUUAAGCACCACUAUGAGGAGAAUCCUCCUGCUGAUUAACUGUUUAAUACUCGCGAUUGGUAUCUGCGGCGGCCCUCUAAUGAUGCGUUUAUAUUAUGUCGAGGGAGGUUCAAGAGUAUGGUUUAGUAGUUGGUUACAAACGGCUGGAUGGCCAUUCACCUUUAUACCUCUUGCCAUCCUAUACUUCAAUCGUCGAAAAACCGAAGGCAUCAAUGCCAAGUACUACUUGAUAACACCCCGAAUUUUCAUCGCAUCUUUCAUCAUUGGCUUUGUAACUGGUCUUGAUGAUUUUCUUUAUUCGUGGGGCGGGUCAAAACUUCCCGUAUCAACCUCUUCACUUCUCCUUGCUGCUCAACUUGCCUUCACUGCAAUAGGUGCUUUCUUCAUAGUGAAGCUAAAGUUCACACCAUACUCUAUCAAUGCAGUAGUUCUGCUGACACUUGGUGCUGUUUUAUUAGGUGUUCGAUCUAAUGGUGAUCGGCCAGAGGGUGUGACAAGUAAAGCCUAUAUUAUUGGUUUUAUGAUGACACUUCUGGCAGCAGCUUUAUAUGGAGUCAUUUUGCCUUGUAUUGAGUUGAUUUACUUGAAGGCAAAGCAAGCUAUUACUGCUACGUUAGUUUUGGAGAUUCAAAUGGUCAUGUGUUUUGCUGCUACUGCUUUUUGCACGGUAGGAAUGAUCGCCAAUAAUGACUUUCAGGCAAUAUCAAGGGAGGCAAAACAAUUUAACCUUGGAGAAGCUAGAUAUUAUACGGUGGUAGUAUGGACUACUAUUAUUUGGCAGUGUUUCUUUGUGGGUGUCAUUGGAGUCAUUUACUGCUCUUCCUCUUUAAUGUCUGGGGUUAUGAUCGCAGUUUUACUUCCUGUUACUGAGGUAUUAGCUGUAGUUUUCUUUAGGGAAAAUUUUUCGGGUGAAAAGGGCCUUGCGCUUUUCCUUUCUCUUUGGGGCUUCGUCUCAUACUUUUAUGGAGAGUUCAGACAAACAAAGAAGCAGAAGAACAAAAGUCCAAAAACUGAGAUGGCAACAACGCACAUUGAGUCUGUUUGAUUUACUAUUCAUAGUUAUAUAUUUAAGGAGUUUUUAUUUUUUUUAUAGAAAAUAAUGUACGUCUUUUCCUUUCAUUGCAUCUUUCAUUAUAUGUGUAUAGAAGGGUUUCUUUUUUUGA
Nicotiana tabacum (common tobacco) is the source of this 1292-nucleotide messenger RNA. RefSeq names its product purine permease 3-like. Gene Ontology annotation, cellular component: membrane. The record is from RefSeq and is a predicted model, not a curated record. NCBI's taxonomy places the organism in Eukaryota, Viridiplantae, Streptophyta, Magnoliopsida, Solanales, Solanaceae. Gene Ontology annotation, molecular function: purine nucleoside transmembrane transporter activity.